UAUUCAGAAUUCAAAAUAUGGAACGAAGUUACGUGCCAGCAAACGGGCUAUCAACUUGUGAGCAUAACUACUUUAGAUGAAAACAAUGCAAUCCUCAAUUCCUUGGAAAACUGUACACAUGGAGACUAUGCCAUCGGAUUAUCACGCCAGAUGGGAAUGCCGAGAAUGAGUGCCAGCAGUUGGAAGUGGGAAUCCGGUGAGACUGUGAACCUGCUAAAUUGGGGUAGUAAUGAACCAAAUCUUCAAGACAGUAAGUCCGCAGGAGUGUAUAUGACGACUCAGGUAUCCUAUGUACCUGGUAAAUGGCACGACCUUGAGAAUACCCAGCGAAUAGGGUUUUAUAUUGGUAGUCCUGGAUAUGGAUAUAUUUGUGAAAAAUUAACGAUACCAACUACACAGGUAUCAACAACUGUUGGUGGAACAUCAAUGCAGUCGCUUACCAGUACUAUAAAGUUGAGUACCACUCGUAGGCCUACAUCAAGUUCAUUCACUGUAAUUGAUCGAACCACAGAACGAUCUAGUAUCAGUGAUGAAACAAUUACAGCUAAUGCAGAAGCAACCACAAAAUUGUUUACAACUGCUAGUGGAACAUCAUCACAGUCUUUAACCAGUGGUGUACAACGCACAUCAAUAUCUACCACGGUAAGAGAAUCUAGAGAAAGAACUGCUAACACUGAUGAUCCAAGUACAAAGGCUGCUACAGAUACAGCGACAUUAUUAUCCACGACUGAUGAUGAAACAAUACAGUUAACCAGUGGUAGGUCUAUGCAGCCGAAUAAUAGCACACCUACAUUACCUACGACGGGAAUUGAUGAAACCAAAGAAGGAACUGGUACCAGUUAUAAACCAAGUAUGAAGACUAGGCCUAUCACAGAAAAGGGUAAAUAUUGGCAGUUAAAAGAAAGCGUAAUUGUGUGGUUUGAGAAGUUGCUAUGA
Molecule: messenger RNA, 936 nt
Organism: Anneissia japonica
Lineage: Eukaryota; Metazoa; Echinodermata; Crinoidea; Comatulida; Comatulidae
Exons: 4
Coding region: 151-936 (261 amino acids)
Source: RefSeq, a predicted model, not a curated record